Messenger RNA from Didymodactylos carnosus, 1674 nucleotides. The record is from the annotation of a GenBank genome assembly. Lineage: Eukaryota; Metazoa; Rotifera; Eurotatoria; Philodinida; Philodinidae.
AUGACAUCACCGUUACCAGAACAACCAAGUAAUAACGAAUCGCCUGCUGAUAUAAUCUAUGAUUUAUGUAGAGAAAAUCGGAUUGAAGAAAUUCAAAAUUUAUUAACAACAAUUGAUGAUAUCAAUAUUUUGAAUACAAUUAAACAUCCCACUGGUUCAACAAGUUUACAUGUUGCAUGUUAUUAUGGCCAUAAACAAUUAGUACAAGUUUUAUUAGAUUAUGGUGCGUUGCCUUCAGUUAGAAAUUUCCGACAUAAUUUAACACCAUAUGAAGAAGCAUAUACAGAUGAUAUCAAACAAUUAUUUAUUAAUAAACGAAUAUUUUAUUGUGAAAAAGAUUAUGACCAUAUUCAAUGGUCAAUAACCGGUCAUGAUUUAAUUGAAAAACGACGAGAAUUUCGAGAAAUUAUUCAUUUAUAUAGGUCGUAUGAUAAUCAUCAUCCGAUAGUAUCGAAAUUAUUAGCGGAAGUCAUACACUAUUAUUUAAAUGAAUAUUUAAAGGAAAUUCCUUCUACCGAUAAUCCUCAAGAUCGAAUUACUGAAGAACAAAUUAAAGUUAUCGAAGAUUAUUUUCGUAAGGCUAUAGACGAAAAAGACUAUUUAACAUAUUUCGUUAAAGCAUAUACACUAACGGAUUAUUUUCAUAAAAUAUUAAAUAAAGAUUUAGCAUUAUAUAUUCUACAAUAUUUUGAUCAGACAAAAAAUUUUUCUGCGAAUUAUCGUCUAGUUAAGUGUCUCGUUCAUAUUGUGACACUGUUAAUUCAUCAUCCAGAUAUUUCUAAAUAUCAGUACAAAGGCACAUGUUAUCGUGGGAUGAGAAUAACAGAAAAUGAUAUAGAUCCAUAUCAAUUAGAUCAACAUAUAUUAAAUCGGUCGUUUUUAUCUACAUCAAUUGAUCCUGACGUGGCCAAAAUGUUUGCUGGUGAAGGGCAACAAUCUGAAAUGAGACAAAGAUUUGACGGACGUCCUCUUCAAUUUUCAUGUUUAUGCCAAUAUAAAAUAAAACAAAAUGCAACAGCCAUAGACAUACAAGAACUUUCAAGUAAACCACAUGAAAAAGAAAUUCUCAUUCUGCCAUUUGCUGUAUUUAAAGUCGUGAACAUCAAGAAAAAUUAUAUUGAUGAUCCACAAGCACCAAUUUCAAUCGAAAUUGAAUUAGAAGAAUGUGAAGAUCCAGGUUGUUCAAAUAUUUUAAGUCGAAGUGUCUGGAAUGCAACAACAGCUAAAACUCGUUUUAUUUUAGAAUUACCGGUUUUAUAUAUUGCCGUUCAGACAUUACUUAGUUAUAAUAGAAGUAUGACACAACAAGAUUGUAUUCGAUAUGUAAAAGCAUUUCAAACAUACAAUAUGAACACAAAUAAUUAUGAUGAUAUUUCGUAUAAUUUUAUCAUUUGUGGUGGGUAUGCUACGGAUAAUAGCAGUCAACAAUUAAUUUACAUAGGUAGAGGAUGGAAUUAUAUUGGGGCAUAUUGCGUUGGGAUUAUUGGUAAUUAUACGAAUAUAAAAUCUUUAAAUGCAUUUAAAUCAUUAAUGGACUGUGGUACUAAAAACAAUUAUGUGCAACAAAACUAUACAUUUGUUGAGCAUUAUGCUUCGCCAGACAUAUAUCAAUAUUAUAUGAAUUAUUUUAAAAAUUAUACAACGGCAACAACAGAAUAUAGUUGUCAAUCAUGA